Molecule: messenger RNA, 473 nt
Organism: Owenia fusiformis
Lineage: Eukaryota; Metazoa; Annelida; Polychaeta; Sabellida; Oweniidae
Source: the annotation of a GenBank genome assembly
ACAGUUGUAUCCAAGCGAUGAUGUCAUACUUGAGGAACAGAAGAAAGAAGUCACGGAGGCAAGACUUUACGCUCGCAAACUUGCGGUCGUCUCGCUUUCAGAUAAGAAAGAUGAAGAGAAAGAAAAUCCAGUGGAAAAAGAGAAAGAGAAAAAUGAUAAGGUAGUUUAUUUAUUUGACUAUUGUUUGUUUAUUUGUUUAUUUGUCGAGGCUGUGAGGUCACAAUGUUAUAGCAACCACAUCAAAACAUCAACCAGAACUUUAUACAUGUACGAAACAGAUUUUUUGGUGUAUCACUUCACUACAUGUUUCAGGUUACCACGUGUGGCUUGGUUUUCAGUGAUAAUGCAAAUUUUGAGUUAUCAUUUAAGAUAGACUUUUCUAAAUUUGGAUUUACUUUAUUUUUUAAGAAUGUAUGUAAAAAAAACUUUUAGGAAUCAAGGGAUUAUUUGAUUAACAUCUUGUGCUGCUGGGC